This is a messenger RNA of Peronospora belbahrii, 2124 nucleotides long. Lineage: Eukaryota; Oomycota; Peronosporomycetes; Peronosporales; Peronosporaceae. The record is from the annotation of a GenBank genome assembly.
AUGUACGAUCCGCUAUUACUGCAGAAAGAGGAGAAGGUGGUAGAUGCCCAGGACUUGUGGAAGUACCGAAUAAAACCCUCUGCAAUGAAGUUUUACAGCAGUGAUAAGAGUCACACUGUCGAACUGCAACAAGUGCCACUCUCGUUGUUUGAGCCACGUCGUAUUCAAUACGAUUGGCAUGACGUGUGCAAGUUUGGAAAAGGAUAUCUAUACGACGAAUCAUGCAAAGUUUUUCAGACGUUGAUUCGAGUAAAUACUCAAGUAACAAUUUUUGUGAAAGAUGUUAUCGUGCCAAAUGUGUUUGACAAUGAUUGGGGGCGAUCACUAUACAGCAUUCAUCCUACAAACGAUAUAGGGAAGCUACAGCAGCUUUUACUUCCAUCUAAUCUGGUACAAGACGAUGAAACGAAGGUUACAAGUGCGUCGUCAAAAAUUAUAUCAAUUGCGGGCAAAUAUUUGCAGAGUCUUCAGCGCACCGAUAUUUCGCUGACAAUGGCAUCCAUGAACAUUCCGAGUAUAUGGAACCACGCAGUCACUUUAACUGGUCUAGCAAAUCUGGGCGCUGAGGAGCUGAAGACGGUAGUAACACAACCAAAAUCACCUGUGUCUUCAACUUGUAUUUCAGUGCCGGUUCCGUUGCAGGCUGAUGGUAUUGGAUCCAAACCCGCAACGACGUCACCAGAGAUUCCACCAAGUGUGAGCAGAGAUUACAGCCGACAUAAGCUACUCCCGCCAGCAGAUGGUCUGCGGUUAUCAUCGCCUGCGAAAGCGGCAGCCGCCGCUGAUCUAGGCACCGACUAUUUUGUGAGUGAAACAUUCUUAAGAUGUAAUUGGAGUAAAGAAGAACCAGACGAAAUUGAUCCAGAGGAUACCAGAUCCAAAGAGGCAAACGCAAGUUCAAAUGAAUGCAAAGACAAUUUAAAGUACAACCAACUUCUUCAGCAGAUCGCUCGGCCAGCAAUGUGGGACUUGAUGCGUAAAAAAAUGCUUCAGGUGGACGUUGCCUCUUUUCAGCGAGCUCUUGAUCGCGUCAGCUUGGAGGCACUAGAAGCGAUAAUCUAUAAGCAAUGCCAGGAUGUGAGGAAAAUGAGCUUGAACCCUUCUGCGUUCUCAAGUAUUGAGAUAGCCGAGGCUUGCGCCAGUCUUCGCCAAGCCAGUUGGCUUCAUACCUUGCGCCAAGUAGCUGCUGCCCGUAAUGGUAACAUGAUGACAGAGAUUUUAACUAGAGUUCUUCCUAGUGCCAAGUACAAACUCCUACUGGGUCCUUCCAACUGGAAAGAUUUUCUGGCACUUUUGGAAGUGACCGGUACGCGUGGAGUACCCUCAACCGCUGCAAUUGAAUCCGCGGUGCAAGCAGGCUCGAGCAGCGCAAUCGAGGACGAUUCAACAUCGCAGCCACCUCAGAAAAGGCAAAGGAUUUUCCAAGCGGAGAAAGAGGACAUACCUGUUCGCGUCUUGUGCUCAGUCCAGUUUCUGCAGCAGGCUGAGCUUCUUGAUGAACUUUGUACGGAGCACCAAAUCUUUUUUAUCGAGCGAGAUCUUCCGUCACCAAUUGACAUGAUAGUCGACGAGAGAAACUGCAUCUGUGUGGUGACUGAUGCCCUUUUUCAAGCUGAAGCAAGAAUCAAAAACCUUAUUUUCAGCUUAGCUUGUUUACAGCUUCAAGUCCAGAAGUGCUGGUUUGUUAUUGUUCUCGAUAAAUCUUCGGCUCCAGGCAUGGAAGGCGCGAUGAAUUUGUUUUUCGCAGCGCUCGUGCAAUUUCGGAUCGAGAUUCAAGUGCUUACCAGUUUUUCGUGUGAAGAAGCUGGUCGCUUCGUACGCGCGAUUGUCGACCAAUGCGCCGAAGUUGCCCUGACCGAUUACCGCACUUUGCCCCGUAUGUGGUUCGAGCGCCCGUUCUUGCUAGAAGACGAGUCGCAAUUCGAGCGUUUUCUCGUGUCGACGAGAAUUGUCAAUAAUUAUGCUGCACAGUCUCUUCUUCAUAAGAUCUGCAUGGAAGAUCUAUUCUGCAAAGACAUUAACGAGUUAAAGCUUCUCGUCCAAAACGCAGUGACCGAGCAGCAAUUAGAGCUACUUUGGAGACUGUUGCAGCAGGGACACGGAAUUAAUGGUGCUUUACAGUAA